GUAUUACUCGUGACUGGCUUGCAAGAUUUGUGGCUCUUUUCGGCAUACCACGGUGCCACACACACCAUCCAUCAUCCAACUCGAUAUAGUAGCCACAGGGCAACCAUGAUGAGAGCUACAGUUACCAGGCAUAUCGGUCGAGCAGGGAGAAGACAAUUUGCAGGACCAAAAUGGCAGUGCGUGGCUGAGGCAGUCCACGUGGUUCCCAUGCGAGACGAAGAUCGGUCCACUAAAAAUGUGCCGUCGAGGGAGCAUGAUAUCGUUAGAGCACUUUCAAGGCAUGGUUUUGAUCAGCAGCCAUCAUUAAGACUGCAGCAACAAGUCCGCCACAUGUCAAGUGCAUCAGCUUUUCUUCCAGAAAUGAUGCAAGGUUUCUCAAUUUGGGGCGGCAGUGCCGUACUCUUGAAUGGCUUUCAUUCUGCUGGAAUCCCCUAUUGGGCGUGUUUUUCGCUCAUUAACAUUGUGGUGAGGGUUUCUCUGUUCCCUCUGGUUCUGUACAGUGCCCACGCGGCUUCUCGAUUCGGAAAAGUCGCCGUGGAGCUACAAUUUUUUGUGUCCAUGUUUCAAAACGAUUUGAGGAAUCUCAGAAGCCAAGGAGCGAGCACAUCGGAGUUGAUAGCUUUCUUUCGAAUGGGAAUGCAAUCACUUCGUGGCAUCUACAAACUUCAUAAAAUCAAUCCACUGGCUGCAUUCUUGAGUCCACUCAUGCAAUUGCCAUUCUUUAUCUAUGUCAGUGUUGACUUGAGAAAGAUUGUAAAUGGGAGGUACCCCGAACUGGCUCAAGAGCUCACCGCUUGCGAUGACAGUAUUUUGUACUGGGUUCCUGAUUUAACAGAGCCUGAUCCGUUCUACAUCCUUCCUAUCCUUGCGGGAGCUGCCAUGUACACCAAUGUCGAGACUGCACUGGGCAGAAGAAAUCUUGCUGGCGACACUGCAUCCAAAGCAGACACUGGCGUCUUUCUCAAGGACCUCUUCCAAUCAUUUUCAAUCUUCAUGCCAUGUUUUGCCUCCCACAAUCCUGCAGGUGUGCAGAUUUACCUCUGUACAUCGUUCGUGUUCACCAUGGUUCAGGGUUUUGCACUCCGUAAUGAGCAAUUCAGGGUCAUGGUUGGACUUCCAAGUCUUCAAGGGACACCUCAAAAACCAAUGAUUGCCUCAGAGUUCGUGGACUUGAAGAAACUGGAGCUACAGGCUGAUGAACUAAGAGGUGAAGGUGGGAAACUACUAGGAACGGGUGUUCUGGCACGCAAUUGGCGUUUAUCUUUCCCAGGAAGCGAACGACAGUCCACUAUUGUGGUCGAUGCGAAUGAUGAAGAGAAAACUACGGACGCUUUUACACCAGAAGACGAUUCCCACCUACACAUUAUCAAAUUCUUUCGGUACGGAGGGAGCGCGGAGAGGAGCUUUGAUCCAAAAACUCCUUUCAUUCCCGGUAUUUCAGCCUCUUAUGAUGAAAUGGUCGAGCGCGAAAAGCAGGUAUUACAGGAUCAAAUGAGGCAAGAGCAACUUGCCACGAGCAUGUUUGAGCAAGCAGCUAGUGGAGAGCAACCAAUGACACCAGAACAAAUGUCAGAAGCAAUGGAGAAAGCCAACGCAGGGGAGAGGCCAACCCAAUUCUACUCUAAUAGUCGCGCUGGCACUGGAGAGAAGAAGGCCAAACCUACCAAGCUUAGCCUGAAGGGAUUUCGAGACAACAAGAAGACAAGGCAGCGAAAGACAAAGUCUAAACGAAAGAAAUAAAUGGUCUCAGUUUUUGCAGUGCUCCACUACUAGUAGCUAGCCACUGUUAUUAGUAAUUGCACCACCACCGA
Messenger RNA from Seminavis robusta, 1811 nucleotides. Lineage: Eukaryota; Bacillariophyta; Bacillariophyceae; Naviculales; Naviculaceae. The record is from the annotation of a GenBank genome assembly.